GACACUUUACGGCUGACGUAAAGCGACCGCAGCUGCUGUAAAAACUCGAUGGACUAGCUGACAAUAAUGAUAUGAGAUAACUGAAUAGUGUAACGUUACUUUACUGAUUUUUGUCUCUCUGACGCUGUUAAAUCCCGACAAAGUUUAUUAUUUCCAAUUUGCCAACUUCUCACUCGUCGCCACAUCUAAGCAAAGUGUUUUAUUAAUAUUCAGUGUCCCUCUGUGAGGCGAGAAAGCGACGAGAGCCAGUGGAAGAAGAAUUUGCUUUUAGCCAGUCAUUGCCAUGGCCUCCGAAAGCGGCGAUAGCAACAUGGAUAGAGAAAUGAUUCUGGCCGACUUUCAGGCUUGCACUGGAAUUGACAACAUUGCAGAGGCAAUCACUCUGUUAGAGCUUAAUAACUGGGAUUUAGUGGCAGCCAUCAAUGGAGUGAUACCACAGGAGAAUGGGAUCUUACAAAGUAACUUUUCCAGCGAGGCGAGCCAGGCCAGCAUGUUCGGACCUCCUAACCAAUCAGAAGCAGCCGAUGCAGCAGCAGGAGGUGCAGUUCCUCCCCCGUCCUCUUCAUCUUCAUCCUCCUCUCCCCCAUCGUCCUCAGCUUCAGCUUUUUGCCCCAUCAACCCCUCCUCUCGACACAUUGUAGAGCGUCAGCCCCGGAUGCUCAACUUCAGGGUGGAGUACCGGCAGCGCUCUGUAGAGCUGGUACUGGAAGAAGGCAGCACAGUCGGAGAAAUCAAACAAAUCCUUGAGACAGAGCUUGGGGUUCCAUUGUCCAAAAUGCAGCUGAAGGGAUGGAAGAGUGGAGAUGUAUCUGAUAGUACGGUGCUGAGAAGUUUACACCUGCCCAAGAACAACAGCCUGUAUGUCCUGACCCCAGACAUCGCCUCUACUGCCAGCACCAGCAAAAACAGUGCUCUCCAAGAGUCGUUAAACCAGAACUUCCUGCUGGUCAUCAGCCACCGCGAGGCCCAGAGGGACUACAGCCUCAACUUCCCCGGCUCCAGAACCAUACAGGAGGUGAAGAGGAACAUUUCAGACUUGACUAACAUCCCAGUCCGGCAUCAACAGUGGGAUGGAUGGCCUGCGUCAGCAUCUGAUGACUCUAUGACGCUAGCUGCCUCUGGAAUCAGCUAUCCUUGCCAUCAUCUCAGUGUUUGUCGGAGGUCCUCACCAGCUAAUGCCCAGGAACCCACAGAAGAGUGUGCAGAUGUCCAUAUGAUCAGCGACAGUGAGGGGGAUGAUUUUGAGGAUGCGUCAGAGUUUGGUGUGGACGAUUCAGAGAUGUUUGGAAUGGGCUCCUCAAGCUGUCGGAAAUCACCUAUGAUGCCAGAGAAUAGUGAGAAUGAAGCUGAUGCCUUACUGCACUUUACUGCCGAAUUUUCUUCAAGGUAUGGAGAGACCCACCCGAUGUUCUUCAUUGGGUCUUUGGAGGCAGCGUCUCAGGAGGCUUUCUAUGGCAAAGCCAGAGAUAGAAAGCUGCUGGCCAUCUACCUCCACAAUGACGACAGUGUCCUCAGCAAUGUCUUCUGCUCCCAAAUGAUGUGUGCUGACUCCAUUGUAUCCUACCUGAGCCAGAACUUCAUCACAUGGGCCUGGGACGUUACUAAAGAAGCUAACAAAGCCAGACUACUCACCAUGUGUACGAGGCACUUUGGAAGUGUGGUGACACAAACUAUACGGACAUACAAGACAGACCAAUUCCCCCUGCUCCUCAUAGUCAUGGGCAAACGCACUUCCAACGAAGUUCUAAAUGUUAUUCAAGGCAAUACGACAGUGGAUGAGCUAAUGAUGAGGUUAAUGGGAGCAAUGGAGAUCUUUACAGCACAACAACAAGAGGACAUCAAAGAUGAGGACGAGCGUGAGGCAAGAGAGAUGGUGAAGAGAGAGCAGGAUGAGGCCUAUCGUCUGUCUUUAGAGGCUGAUCGCAAGAAGAGAGAAGCCCAAGAGAGAGAAGAGGCUGAGCAAGUUCGCCUGGAACAGAUGAGAAAGGAGCAGGAAGAGGAGAAGGAAGCAAUCCGCUUGUCAUUGGAGCAGGCCCUACCGCCGGAGCCCGUCGAAGAGUCUGGAGAGCAAAUAAGCAAACUGCGAAUCCGCACACCGAGUGGCGAGUUUUUGGAAAGGCGUUUCUUGGGCAGCUGUAAGCUCCAGGUCCUCUUCGACUUCGUGGCCUCCAAGGGAUACCCCUUUGAAGAGUUCAAGCUCCUCACCACCUUCCCUCGUAGAAAUAUCACCCAGUUGGAUCCAGGGUCAACUCUGCUGGAGGCCAAGUUGUUUCCACAGGAGACACUCUUCCUGGAGGCUAAAGAAUAGGAACUGGCCCUCUGAUAGCUGAGAGGACCAACUGAUUGACUGACUGAUGAACUGGCUGGACACACACUAGUCACCGAGCAUGGGCCCCCUCCUCUCCCCAUCAGUCUGGGCCUACAGUACACACGCACGCACGCACACACACACACACACGCACACACAGACACACGCACACACACACACACACACACACACACACACACACACACCAAUACACAGUCCUCUCUCUCAGACAUACAUUAAUACACUGGCAUGCACAUCCAGUGACACAAAAGUGCAAGUAAGCUUCUCUGCCCUCGGCCUGGUCGUGGUACAUGAAUGCGUAGUGUACACGUGUUGCACAGAGGAGCAAAGACAGUAUCACAAGCACACAGCCAAACAUUCACCUCACCCAAACCUUUUCUCUCUCUCUCACUCUCUCUUUCAACUUCUCUCACACAAUUCACAAAUUCGACUUCCCAACUGCUAUCAUGGUUUUCUCUCACAACACAAACACAAACACAGUACAAUAACAGAGAGACUGAGUAGACAAAUCUUUGUCAAAGGAAAAAAAAUACCAACAGAAAACAAAGGAAAAAAAAAAAGGACUUGGUCUCUGUCGUUACCACAUUCAACACACCAAGGCUGCUUUUUUAGAACAUGGUUUUUGUGUUUGAAAUCCAAAAAAAAUGCUAAAAAAAUGAAAUGAAAUAAACAGUAAGAAGAGAUGUUGCCCUGUAGAAGUCUGGGCUGUCUCAUCUCCACCUGUAUUUACCCCCUUAACCUUCCCCAACUCCUCUUCCCACCCCCACCCCAACCCCCCUUUGCCUCCUUUGCCCCACCUUCCACCCCUGCACCCCUCCAUCCGCUGUCUGCCACGGGCAAUGGGAUGUGACACCCACAGCAUCUGUUGUGCCCCUUCAGUCUCUGCUCCCCCUGGUUUUAACAUCCACUGCUCCACAAGCCAACGGAUUGCUCAGUUUUCAGGGUUUUUUUUUUUUUUCUUGAUCC
Messenger RNA from Xiphias gladius (swordfish), 3295 nucleotides. It is a transcript of the gene faf1, whose product is annotated as Fas (TNFRSF6) associated factor 1. Gene Ontology annotation, cellular component: endoplasmic reticulum; nucleus. The record is from RefSeq and is a predicted model, not a curated record. Bases 284 to 2308 code for a protein of 674 amino acids. The transcript has 19 exons. Gene Ontology annotation, molecular function: NF-kappaB binding; ubiquitin binding. NCBI's taxonomy places the organism in Eukaryota, Metazoa, Chordata, Actinopteri, Istiophoriformes, Xiphiidae.